Fusarium subglutinans is the source of this 441-nucleotide messenger RNA. Its product is annotated as thioesterase family. Gene Ontology annotation, molecular function: fatty acyl-CoA hydrolase activity. The coding region runs from base 1 to 441 and encodes 146 amino acids. The record is from RefSeq and is a predicted model, not a curated record. The transcript is spliced from 5 exons. NCBI's taxonomy places the organism in Eukaryota, Fungi, Ascomycota, Sordariomycetes, Hypocreales, Nectriaceae.
AUGUCAGGGAAGGUCAAGCUCAGUCCCACGAAAUUCACACAGGCGUUCCGUGUCACGAGUGCGACAGAAGGCAGAGUCGACUUCGAGCUUGACAUCCAAAAAGAACACACCAACCGUCUUCAGACAAUUCAUGGUGGCACACUUGCCAGUCUCGUUGACCUCGGUGGUUCUCUCGCGGUCGCCUCAUCAGGCCGCUUCGCAACAGGCGUGUCAACCGAUCUGAACGUGACAUAUUUGAGCCCCGGAGGCCGCCCGGGAGACCUUCUCAAGGGCACUGCCACACUCGACAAGAUUGGCAAGACGCUGGCUUUUACGCAGGUGACGUUCACCAAUAGCAAGGGCCAAUUGGCUGCGCGAGGAAGCCAUACAAAAUACGUUACGGGUACUAUGGGUGAAGAUGGCCCAUUUGUUGCUCCAGCUGAGUUCUCAGACGUGGACUAG